Puntigrus tetrazona (Sumatra barb) is the source of this 3862-nucleotide messenger RNA. It is a transcript of the gene pibf1, whose product is annotated as progesterone immunomodulatory binding factor 1. Gene Ontology annotation, cellular component: centriolar satellite. Gene Ontology annotation, biological process: cilium assembly. The record is from RefSeq and is a predicted model, not a curated record. NCBI's taxonomy places the organism in Eukaryota, Metazoa, Chordata, Actinopteri, Cypriniformes, Cyprinidae.
CCGUUUUUGUUUCUAAGGAGGCGGGACGCUUGAAAACAACAAUCGGUGUAACAAAUAAGUUCCCGUUUUAAUCGUAAAACACAUUUUCCCGACGUGGGAUAUUUUAAAGUUUGACGUCUCACACAAAUUAUCACCUUGUCGUUAUUUUCUUGUCGAAAGUCAUCUAGUUUAACCUGAAAUAACCGAAUUUGCUUUGUCCAGCUGUCAUCGCUUAGCGACUAGCGUCUUAUCCGUUAAUUCUUCCUUGAGCUUCUGAUCUUCUCUACUGACAGCUGCCUGCUAUUAGCCCGCGUUUAACAGUAACGUCGAGGAACGGUCUUAGCCGGUAACGUUAGGACGGUUGGGCUGGAGCAGUGUCGAGAUGCCCCCUAAGACCAAAAACGCCACGGCAAACAUCUCCAGCUCCAUUGAGUCCGAGGACAUCAGUCUGGAGACAACAGUCCCCACAGAGGACAUAUCGUCUUCAGAUGAGAAAGACGGAGCCGGGAAGGUCACAAAACAGCUCCUGGAAAGAAAAGAGCUGCUCCAUAACCUUCAAAAACUGAAGAUAGAGCUGUCACAGAAAAAUCUGCUCAUAGACAACCUCAAAGUGGACCAUCUUACCAAGAUAGAGGAGCUGGAGGAAAGGCUGAACGAUGCUCUCCAUCAGAAACAGGUGCUGGCUCUGCGUCUGGACAGCCAGCUCAAACUACAGCAGGACGAAAACAGGAAGCAGCAAGCCUUGAGGAAGCAGGAGAUGGACACCAUCAUGCUCAGACAGAAGCAGCUGGAGGAGACAAACCGUCAGCUGUGUGAUCGAGCAGGUGAUCUCCGCAGGAGCUUGAGGGACCUGGAGCUGUCUGAGGAGAGGUACGCUGAGCUGAAGGAGCUGCCCGAGGACAAACUCACCAUCUCCGAAUAUGUGGCAAUUCAGUUCUACGAGAUUGUGAACCCUCUGAGGGCUCUCGUGACCGAGCUGCAGAUGAAAAAGUCUAACCUGAAUGAGGAUCUGGACAGUCAUCGUAAUCAAGUUAGAUCACUAAUGGAGAGCUAUGAGGAUGAGAGGAGAGCGCGCUCAGAGCUGGAGAUACGCUGUCAGAGAGUCACGCUGGAACUUGCUGACACCAAGCAGCUUAUUCAGGAAGGAGACUACAAACGAGAGAACUAUGAUAAAAUCAAACGAGAGAGAGAUGGGUAUGAAACAGAGGUUAGAGAGUUGAGGAAGAAGCUGGAAAUGCUGGACCUUACACACACUGCCCUGACCAAAGAGAGGAAUGACCUAAAUAAAGAGGUAGCCACUCUGCAGCAGUCUGUAACAUUGAUGCAGAAGGACAAAGAAUAUUUAAACAAGCAGAACAUGGAGCUCAACGUGCGCUGUGCUCAUCAAGAGGACCGUCUGGACAGACUGCAGACCCAGCUUGAAGACACAAAGAAAGCCAGGGAAGAUGCCUAUGAGAAAUAUGUUGCUUCUAGAGAUCACUAUAAGACAGAGUAUGAGAACAAACUGCGGGACGAACUGGAGCGCAUUAGAAUGAAGACCAGUCAUGAAAUCGAGGGCCUGCAGAGGGCAUCAAAAGAGAUGUAUGAAAGAGAGAACAGAAACCUUCGCGAAACCCGAGAUAAUGCUGUCAUUGAGAAAGACAGAGCACUCAAUGCAGAGAGAGAUGCCCAAACCAAAUAUGAUCAACUCUUAAACCAGUUCAGGCAGUUGCAGCUGAGUUCAGACAGCAGGGUCGCAGAAGUGCUUAACCAGGUGAAACUGAAAAAGUUUGAGUUGGAGCGUUCCCAAAUGGUCCAGGAGGAAACGGCCAGGAACCUCAGCCUUUGUCAAAUUGAGUGUGAGAAACACCAGAAAAAACUGGAGGUUCUAACAAAAGAGUUUUAUGGGCUACAGACAUCAUCAGAGAAACACAUCACUGAACUGCAAGCCCACAAUUCUGAACAGCAAGCGCGGCUGGAGACAUACGAGCGAUUGGAAAAGGAGCUGGAUGAUGUUACAAUGCAGGCUGCAGAGAUGGAAAAUGAAGAUGAGGCAGAGAGGGUGCUGUUUUCAUAUGGUUAUGGUGCAAACAUUCCAACAACUGCCAAGAGAAGACUGAAGCAAAGUGUUCACUUGGCACGCAGGGUUCUGCAGCUGGAGAAACAGAACACACUGCUUAGGAGAGACCUGGAAAGACAGACGGCACACAGCAGUCAGAUCUCUGAAGAGUUGGAGGCGGCAAACCAGCUUCUUCAACAGGCCCAGCAACCACACAGCUACCUGAUUGAGACCGUGCGACAGAGAGACACCCAGAUCCAAACGCUGAAAGAACGUCUCACGCGAUUAGAAGAGGAAGUAAGUUCACUACGGAAAGAGAAGAUUACACUGCUGCAGGUGAAAAACAACAUGGCAGCAGAUUUGGAGAGACUCCUGAACCACAGAGAGGAACUUUCUGUGAUGAAGCAAGUCUUGAUUAGCAUGCGCUCACAGCAGCACGGUGGGUCUCUGUCCCAGCCCGAGCUUGAGACAGCAGUUCACAGACCCAAAGCUUUAAAAGGCACAGACGAGGAGCCACACAACUAUGGUCCCAAACCCACAGUGUUUACCAAUAAAGAAGUUCCAGAAUGGUACAGAAAAGUCAAACGGAAAACUAAAUAAAGACUUGUCCAACUUGUUUAAGGCUUAUAGGAUGCUCCAUGACAUGCAAUCACGGAUGAAGAUCUGUUUUAAAAGACCUAUUACGUAACUAGUUACACAGGUUUGAUGUGUACCCAUAAAGAAUGUGAACCUCAAACUAUGAAUUUUCCUUUUAAUGGCAAUAAAUCAUUCAAACAGGCGUGUGAGAUUGUUUUUUAAAGCAGGCCUGUUGCAAAUUGACACGUCGCUUUAUAGUAUCGGGAUAUAAGCAUUUUUUAACUUCACCCUUGAGAUACAUCUCGAUGUCUGAAUGUAUCAUUUGAUGGUAAUGAGAUCUGGAUCCUUCCGUUUUAAUUCGUUAGACGCGAGACACGCUGUUGAUAAAAAUAGGCGAGCGCGCGCGUGCCUUGAUCGCCGCCGCGUCGCGCGCUUAUUUGUGUCGUCUUAAUGUUACGCGCGCGCCCCGGGCUCGCGUGUCCGACAAGAACAGCGACAUUGAUAUCGAUUCAUUUCAUUGAUUCACUAGAUACGCCUGGUGUGGAUGUUUUUAUUUGCCGUGUUGUGUUACUAUUAAAUGUGGAAUUAGGGUAAAUGGCUAGAAAUAUAUAAUAGCUGGGGUAAACGCAGAAGUGUUGACAGACGCGUGUUUAAAACUGGAUAGCGCUUUACCCAUUUAUUAGGUAAGAGAUUUGAGGAUACCGUUCUUUAACGGUUCCGUGGACGAUUAUUUUAGUGCUUUCGAUAAAAAUUUGGGAGGGGAAAAAUAACUGUAGCCGGUGGCAGGAUGAUGAGAUCUUAGAUAUGAUUUCAGAUAAACAAAACGCAAAUAAUAACAAUUAUAGCCUAAGAGUAAAAUUAAUAGGAUACUGCAAAACAUGUAGCCUAAUAUUUAUGCUACAGACAGAAUAUGGAUGUAGGCCUAUUGUUACAAACAGCCUACCAAACAAAUGUAGCUCUGAAUGUGAAACGUGCCUUAAUAAUAAAAGGAAACGCCACUUAUUACACAAUUCUCGUAAUGUGUAUCCUAUCACGUCAAGUAGCUAACAACAUAACAGUAUUUUCGUUUUGUGAGUGACUAACAGAUGCAUUAAUCCAGUAAGAGAUCCGUAAGUGUCACUGAUUCAUUAAAAGAGUAGCGAAUCGGACAUCCCUCGCCACGCUGUGGGUUUGAUUCAUUUAAAGGAGCCGACUCGCAAGAAUCGUUCGUUCGUGUAUCCGACUUCCCUUAAAACUUAAAAUCUGUUUUAACGAUUUGUCAUUGGCUAU